Messenger RNA from Telopea speciosissima, 1499 nucleotides. RefSeq names its product aspartyl protease family protein At5g10770-like. Gene Ontology annotation, molecular function: aspartic-type endopeptidase activity. The transcript has 2 exons. The coding region runs from base 123 to 1466 and encodes 447 amino acids. Gene Ontology annotation, biological process: proteolysis. The record is from RefSeq and is a predicted model, not a curated record. Lineage: Eukaryota; Viridiplantae; Streptophyta; Magnoliopsida; Proteales; Proteaceae.
AUCAUAUCCAUGGCCAGUAUAACUCCUCCUCCUUCCUUUUCCUUUUUCUUUCAACUGUUCUUCCUUUGUUGAUCUUUGCUGGUUGUUCUAUAAAAAAGGUAGAGGCCUAUAGGUUCGCAGAAAUGACGGAAAAUCAUCGACUCCAGACUCAUGUUGUUUCACUUAGCUCCUUGAUGCCAGCCGAUGUCUGCUCUACUCCAGCCAAAGGUUCCGAAAUCUUAAGCAGGCUAUUGCAAGUAACUCACAAAUAUGGACCUUGCUCACCAUUGAAGGAAGGGAAGUCAAAAAUUCCUAGUCUUCGCCAGAUUCUUAUCAACGACAAAACCCGCGUGAAGUCCAUCAAUUCCAAAAUCUCCAACCAACAAUCAUCGGUAGCAGAUUCUACAGUAAAACUUCCUGCCAACUCUGGCGAUUCCCUAGGGACUGGAAACUUCGUUGUGAAGAUUGGAUUUGGAACACCUCAGCAAAAUUUCAUACUAGAAUUCGAUACAGGUAGUGAUCUUACUUGGACCCAAUGCGAACCAUGCGCCGUCCAAUGUUAUUCACAACAAGAUCCCUACUUCAACUCUUCUGCUUCCUCCACCUAUUCCAACAUCCCAUGUUGCUCCAACGCAUGCUCACAACUGAAUUCAGCGGGCUAUGCACAGUCAUCCUGCACCACCAAUUGCCUCUAUCAGGUCACAUAUGGUGACAGAUCCUACUCUCAAGGGGAUUUUGUAACCGAUACACUAACACUAUGUUCCUCUGAUGUCUUCCCCAAUUUUGAAUUCGGGUGUGGUCAGAACAACCAAGGCCUAUUCGGUACUACAAAUGGAUUACUAGGCCUUGGCCGCAAUCCGAUCUCAAUGGUAUCACAGACUGCUCAAACGUAUGGAGAGCUUUUCUCCUAUUGUCUUCAAUCAUCAACCAGCUCCACUGGUUUUCUUGCAUUAGGUAGCCAAGCGGGUACCUCGUCUUCUAAUUCUCAAUACACUCCACUACUAACAGAUUCGAACUACCCGUCGUUCUAUUUCCUAAAUAUGACCGGUAUAAGGGUUGGAGGGCAGGAUUUAGGCAUCGCAGAAUCAGUUUUCACAACUUCAGGAACAAUUAUAGACUCUGGAACUGUCAUCACUCGGUUGGCACCAACAGCCUAUUCAGCUCAUAGGUCAGCAUUUAGUCAAGCAAUGUCCAAGUACCCAACUGCGUCAUCAUAUUCAGAAUUUGACACAUGCUAUGACUUGUCUGGAUAUAGUACGGUAGACACACCACCCAUAGUAUUGCAUUUUGGUGGAGGUACUGACUUGAAUAUUGACAAGUCUGGGAUUCUAGUUCAAGCAAGCUCAAUUCAAUAUUGCUUGGCUUUUAAUGGAAACAGCGCUGAUACGGAUUUGCAGAUCCUUGGAAAUAUGCAACAACAUACAUUUGAGGUGGUUUAUGAUGUGGCAGAAGGAAAACUGGGAUUUGGUGCUGGUGCUUGUAGCUAAUAAGAAUCAGCCCUUUGUAAUAUAAAAAUAAUA